Sparassis crispa is the source of this 825-nucleotide messenger RNA. Its product is annotated as Phosphotransferase family protein. The transcript has 2 exons. The record is from RefSeq and is a predicted model, not a curated record. NCBI's taxonomy places the organism in Eukaryota, Fungi, Basidiomycota, Agaricomycetes, Polyporales, Sparassidaceae. The coding region runs from base 1 to 825 and encodes 274 amino acids.
AUGGGUUCAGAAACCACUACAUGCACGACUGCACCAGCAGAUCAUGGCUCAGAAUACGUCGAGGAGCCUACCGUCGAGACGCUAUCUCAUCAAGGGGGCGCCACUGUCCAACUGUAUAAUGGGCAGCUCAUCUACAAGUUUGGACAUCGCGUUAAGGAGAACGAAUUCCAUGCGAUGAAGCUCGUCUCAGAGCACACUUCUAUACCCGUUCCACGAGUCACAGACUGGGCGCAAUUUAACAAGACGGGCUUUCUCGUUAUGUCCUUCAUCCCGGGAAAGCCACUCUCCGAAUCCUGGGAUUCCAUGCCUUCACAAUCCAGACAUUCCAUCGUCUCCCAGCUCAAAGGGCACCUUACACAACUCCGCCAAAUACCCAAACCCGCAGAAUGCAACGGCGCCUUCGUGUGCGGUGCUAUGGGCGGACCAGUAUCGACCGAAGUGCCCAUACCAGGUCGCCAAUUCACUGGUCCGUUUGCGGACGAUCUUACUUUCCGUAAGGCAAUAGGAGAUGCGUAUUUUGCCACAGCCGGUCGCCGCUAUACCCCUGCUGAGGUGACCGCGUUUCUGCCGUCAUCCUCCAAGUCGGUCUUGACACACUGCGACUUCGUCCCACGAAACAUUCUUGUCGACGGAGAGAAGGUGACGGGUAUCAUUGAUUGGGAGUUUUCGGGAUGGUAUCCUGACUAUUGGGAAUUCUCGUUGACAAUGAACCGUAGUGAAAUCGAGGAUUUGAACGAUUUUGGAGCAUGGGUACCCCCUUUGUUCACUAAUUCUUUUAUAGAGAUGCACGAAACAUUAAACCGUGUUCGUCAUGUACUUUUUUGA